AUAUCAGCUAUAGCUUGUCUCGAUUGUCUUAUUGAAUGGGUUUACAAAUCCAGACGCUUCGGUUUAAGAUUCGUGUGGGUGUGGAAGUUGCUGUCUGUCUCUGGUGGCUGUUGGAUGGAUGGAUGGAUGGGUGGCUGUAUAGACUCUCGUGCAUUGAUACAUAUACCAAAGCCCCAUUCCCGGUGGACCAUACUGUAUCUGUACCGUCAAUUCAGCUCCCGAGUCAACUUCCCAUCGUUGUUGUUGCUGCUGCUGUUGCUACUACUGCUGCGACUGCUGCAUACACUGAUUGAAUUGCAGGCAGCCUUCAUCUGUCUCCAGGCUGUUUUUGCCCCCUCCCCUCCUCUCCUCAUCCAUUGGCGUUAUUCCCUCUCCUCUUCCUCCUCUUUUCCCCUUUCUCCUCUUCUUCCUCUUCUCCUCCCUCUUCUUCAUCACAAGCUUUCGAUCCUUUUUCAGUCCUUGCCAUUCCUUUCUUUCCUUUUCGCGCGUUCGCCCACACAGUCAGUAGUUUUUUGCCCUAUACAUUCCCACGACUUUGCCUACCACCAAACACUACGACUACUACUACUACAACAACACCCGCUGCCACACUCCACUUCUCUUAACUUGACGGCAGCGGUUUUUUACCCAGCCACACCUGCUUCUAUUAUUUUACUUAUUUUUUUUUUCUCUUCUAUAUCCCUCCGUGCCUUUCCUCGGGACCGGAUUGAGUCCUCGUGACUUGGGGCUUUAUCUAUCUGUUUUUCUGUCUGGCCUCGACAAACGAACCGGAUUGUAUCAGGAAAAUUCACUUGGUGUGGGCGAAUGUCGCCUCUAUGGUCUUUUU
Aspergillus homomorphus CBS 101889 is the source of this 826-nucleotide messenger RNA. RefSeq lists its product as uncharacterized. NCBI's taxonomy places the organism in Eukaryota, Fungi, Ascomycota, Eurotiomycetes, Eurotiales, Aspergillaceae. The transcript is spliced from 2 exons. The record is from RefSeq and is a predicted model, not a curated record. The coding region runs from base 115 to 720 and encodes 201 amino acids.